ACAGCUCUGUCAAGCGGAAAUAUUCAAUGUUUCUCCUUCCGGGUCAAAUGGGCGCCCUUUCCUGUCGUCCAUUUGUCGGAUACACGCUGUUGACGACGUGCUAAUCAACAUGCAGAACGACGCUGGUGAAUUUGUGGACCUCUACGUCCCUCGUAAAUGCUCUGCUAGCAACAGAAUAAUCGGAGCCAAAGACCAUGCUUCUGUCCAGAUCAACAUAGCUGAGGUGGACAAAGUCACGGGUCGCUUUAACGGCCAGUUCAAGACCUACGCCAUCUGUGGCGCCAUCCGCAGGAUGGGAGAAUCUGAUGAUUCCAUCCUCAGGCUGGCAAAGAAUGAUGGUGUUGUUGCCAAGUAACUAGACUUUUUUUUUUUUUUUUUCUUUGAAAUGUCAUCAUCCUUGACAUGUGUAUUUUUCCCUCCACAGGAACAUCUAAGUAGUUAAAAUUUGUUCAAUAAAAUGUGACAAAAUCCAAA
Molecule: messenger RNA, 474 nt
Organism: Corythoichthys intestinalis (scribbled pipefish)
Lineage: Eukaryota; Metazoa; Chordata; Actinopteri; Syngnathiformes; Syngnathidae
Gene: rps21
Product: ribosomal protein S21
Exons: 5
Coding region: 110-355 (81 amino acids)
Biological process (GO): endonucleolytic cleavage to generate mature 3'-end of SSU-rRNA from (SSU-rRNA, 5.8S rRNA, LSU-rRNA); translation; endonucleolytic cleavage in ITS1 to separate SSU-rRNA from 5.8S rRNA and LSU-rRNA from tricistronic rRNA transcript (SSU-rRNA, 5.8S rRNA, LSU-rRNA)
Cellular component (GO): cytosolic small ribosomal subunit; ribosome
Molecular function (GO): structural constituent of ribosome
Source: RefSeq, a predicted model, not a curated record